AUGAUCAGGUCGUUGCUCUAUUUCAAUCUGUGCUUCGUUGUGCUCGGCCACAGUUACCCCUGCAGCAACGAGUCCGCUCUAAAUGUGCACAAGAGGCCGAUCUACGAGUUCUCGCUGCGGAUCCUGGACAGGGUUUCCCAACAGACCGGCGGCCACUUCGUGUUCUCGCCGACGUCUUCGUGGAUGCAGCUGACGACGUUGGCGGAGGGCGCUCGUGGCGGCACCUGGGCGGAGAUAUGGAAGGUCACCGGCCAACAGAGGAAGCGGUGCUUCCGUCAGAAAAUGCGCUCCAUUUUCAACCUCAUGAGCGACGAGCUGAAACUGCUCAGUAGACGCUGCAGCGUCCUCGCCGUGGACAGGCUCUAUAACGUGAAAGACCCGUUCAGGCAGGAGGCGGAGAGACUCGACGGAGUGCGAGUUCUGUCUUUGGAUUUCGGCCAUCCGGAGAGUGCGGCCGCCGAGACGAACGACGUGAUAGACUCCUACAUGGACGGCGCGAUCACCGAGGCCGUGUAUCCGGACGAUUUUAAGCUGGCAGUGAUGCUGUUGACGGACACAACGUACUUCAGGAGCGACUGGAAGUAUCCCUUCAAUAGGGCUUACACGACGCCCCAGCCUUUCUACUCGGAGCAAGGUAUAAAGGUGGGCGAGGUGAACAUGAUGAGCCAGGUCGCGUACUUUCACUUGGCGGAGGUGCCUUUGCUGAAUGCAAAAGUGCUAGAGAUCCCUUGCAGCGCGGACGAAAGGGUGUCCAUGCUGGUGUUCGUACCCACGUAUGGGUUAGUGUCCGAUAUAUUCUACUCUUUGACCGCCGUGAGGCUGGCGACGGUGUUCAACAUGUACAAACAGCUCGGUCUGCGUUUGGUGAACGUGAAGCUGCCCAGGUUCAAGAUUAUAACGGAGAUGGACACCCUACCCGAGCUGGUGUACGACAUGGGGGCGAAGGGGAUAUUCUACCCGCACCUGGCGGACCUGAGCGGGAUAAGCGACUACGGUGUCCACGCGUCCCUCAUGUCGCAAAUCGCGGACAUCGAAGUGAUAGAGGAGGGUGUCACCGCGCGAUCUUUCGCCGAAUUCCUGGUUUCCGAUAACGAAACCGUCGAUUUCACCGCCGACCGGCCCUUCGCCUUCAUGAUAGUCGAUAGAAAGACCGAGUUGAUAUUGUUCGCUGGCAGUUAUAAUGCACCCGCUCUAUAC
Messenger RNA from Iphiclides podalirius (scarce swallowtail), 1197 nucleotides. The record is from the annotation of a GenBank genome assembly. Lineage: Eukaryota; Metazoa; Arthropoda; Insecta; Lepidoptera; Papilionidae.